Pistacia vera is the source of this 1950-nucleotide messenger RNA. Its product is annotated as HBS1-like protein. Gene Ontology annotation, biological process: translation. The record is from RefSeq and is a predicted model, not a curated record. NCBI's taxonomy places the organism in Eukaryota, Viridiplantae, Streptophyta, Magnoliopsida, Sapindales, Anacardiaceae. The transcript has 8 exons. Gene Ontology annotation, molecular function: GTPase activity; GTP binding.
AUGUGCAAUCUUCUAGACACGAAAUCUUCCAGAGUUUCCUCCAGUUUCUCUGAGAAAAAUGGUGCAGUUGAUAAAUUAAGUGCCAAAAAAUCUGAUAGUGCCAAAGCAUUAGUGCCAAAAGACAAGCAAGAUACCAUGAAUAAUAGAAAAUAUUCGAAGAAUGAAGUAGUACAAGUAAGCACUAGAAGUUCAGAUAGCUCUUCUACUGUAAUGUCAAAAGACAGACAUGGCAGUCAUUCUAGUGAUGCAGUUAGCAUCUGUUUAAGUGAUGCACAUGAUAGCAGUGGUUCUUCAACUAAUAUAGCUCAACUACAAAGUGGUCCCAGUAAUACAAAGAACUCGUCAUUGUCUCUUAAAUCUGGAAGCUCAUCUAGUGUUAAUGCUAGAAGAAAGAAUUCAAAUACACAGUAUAAGCCUGAAAAAUGGAUGCUUCCUGACAAUACAGGAGAUAGAUUGACUCAACUAAAUCUUGCAAUAGUUGGCCAUGUUGAUUCGGGAAAAUCAACACUCUCAGGUAGACUGCUGUUUCUUCUCGGACGAAUAUCUCAAAAAGAAAUGCACAAAUAUGAAAAAGAAGCCAAAUUACAGGGCAAAGGAUCCUUUGCUUACGCUUGGGCAUUGGACGAGAGCACUGAAGAAAGGGAACGGGGAAUUACUAUGACUGUCGCUGUUGCAUAUUUUGAUUCCAAAAAAUAACAUGUUGUUGUGCUUGACUCCCCUGGCCAUAAGGAUUUUGUUCCAAACAUGAUAUCUGGAGCAACACAAUCUGAUGCUGCAAUUCUUGUCAUAGAUGCCUCGGUCGGUUCAUUUGAAGUUGGUAUGGACAGUACAAAAGGGCAGACAAGGGAGCAUGCACAACUCAUUAGAAGUUUUGGUGUUGAUCAACUUAUAGUUGCCGUCAACAAGAUGGAUGCUGUGCAAUAUUCCAAAGAUCGGUUUGAAUCAAUAAAACUACAACUUGGAACAUUUCUUCGUUCUUGUAAAUUUAAGGAUUCCUCCGUGUCAUGGAUUCCAUUGAGUGCCAUUGAAAAUCAAAAUUUGGUGGCAGCUCCUUCUGAUGUUCAGCUUUCAUCUUGGUAUCAGGGGCCCUGUCUGUUGGAUGCAAUUGAUUCUUUACAACCUCCUGCUAGAGAUUUUUCAAAGCCUCUAAUUAUGCCCAUAUGUGAUGUUGUUAAAUUACAGCAUGGGCAUGUGUCUGCCUGUGGUAAAUUGGAGGCUGGAGCUCUUCGAAGUGGAAUGAAGGUCUUAGUCAUGCCAUCUGGAGAUAUAGGCACUGUGCAUUCCCUAGAUCGUGACUCUCAGGCUUGUGCCGUUGCAAGAGCUGGAGAUAGUGUAGGUGUCAGUCUUCAAGGUAUUGAUGUAAGCCAUGUGAUGGCUGGAGGUGUGUUAUGCCACCCUGAUUUCCCUGUCGCAAUUUCAACACAUUUGGAGCUGAGGGUGCUUGUUUUGGAUUUUGCAGCUCCUAUUUUAAUUGGUUCUCAGUUGGAAUUUCAUAUACACCACGCAAAGGAGGUUGCAAGAAUUGUAAAGAUAGUGUCAUUACUUGAUACAAAGACCGGAAAAGUUACAAAAAAGGCACCCCGCUGUCUUACUGCAAAGCAGAGUGCAGUAGUUGAGGUAGCUUUGCAAGGACCAGUCUGUGUGGAGGAGUUCUCAAACUGUAGAGCUCUCGGUAGAGUUUUUCUAAGAGCUUUAGGAAGAACUAUUGCUGUAGGCAUUGUAACCCGUAUAAUUGAGGAUCAAUUAUAGUCUGAGUUUCCAUCUGCGGUGUUGUAUUAUCUAUUUAAUGUGCAUUUUAGGAUAGUAGCCUUCAGCUUUUGUAUUAGUAAUAGCUUUAGCUUUGGUCCCGCAUGGAAUAAUAUGUAAAAUUUGAUUGAUUCUUUGUCUUUAUUAUUGCCAAGUUGGGUGGCUGAGGUCUAAAUAAACACUAUUCUCCCCUUUUUUGCAUUA